This is a messenger RNA of Leopardus geoffroyi (Geoffroy's cat), 1266 nucleotides long. RefSeq names its product gap junction protein beta 4 (gene GJB4). Lineage: Eukaryota; Metazoa; Chordata; Mammalia; Carnivora; Felidae. Gene Ontology annotation, biological process: cell communication. The coding region runs from base 208 to 1008 and encodes 266 amino acids. The record is from RefSeq and is a predicted model, not a curated record. The transcript is spliced from 2 exons. Gene Ontology annotation, molecular function: gap junction channel activity. Gene Ontology annotation, cellular component: connexin complex.
UGGCUCAUUGGCUCAGAAAGCUCCACCCCGAAGAGGAGUGAGGAACAAAAGCUGCCUCUGGGAGGCCCUCAGGCACACAGACAAGCCCAGGGACCAGAGAGUGGCUGCUAGACCCAAGAAAGGCUCUCCCAGGCCUCGUGGCCCCCACCCCGGAGUGGGCACUCGCGGUGUAGACCGUCCACGUGAGGAAGCAAGGACACAGUCGGCAUGAACUGGGCGUCCCUGCAGGGCCUCCUGAGCGGGGUCAACAAGUACUCCACGGCGCUAGGCCGCAUCUGGCUGUCGGUGGUGUUCAUCUUCCGCGUGCUGGUGUACGUGGUGGCCGCAGAGGAGGUGUGGGACGACGAGCAGAAGGACUUCGUCUGCAACACCAAGCAGCCAGGCUGCCCCAACGUCUGCUACGACGAGUUCUUCCCCGUGUCCCACGUGCGCCUCUGGGCCCUGCAGCUCAUCCUGGUCACCUGCCCCUCGCUGCUCGUGGUCAUGCACGUCGCCUACCGCCAGGAGCGGGAGCGGAAGCACCGCCUGAAGCAUGGCCCCAACGCCCCGUCCCUGUACGACAACCCCAGCAAGAAGCGGGGCGGGCUCUGGUGGACGUACUUGCUGAGUCUCGUUUUCAAGGCUGCCGUCGACUCUGCCUUCCUCUACAUCUUCCACCGCCUCUACCAGGACUACGACAUGCCCCGGGUGGUGGCCUGCUCCGAGUCCCCUUGCCCCCACACUGUGGACUGCUACAUCUCCCGACCCACGGAGAAGAAGGUCUUCACCUACUUCAUGGUGGCCACAGCUGUGAUCUGCAUCCUGCUCAACCUCAGUGAGGUCGUCUACCUGGUGGGCAAGAGGUGCCUGGAGACCUUCAGCCCGAAGCGCCAGCGGUCUCCACGCCGGGAUCACCUGCCCGAUACGUGCCCCCCAUAUGUCCUCUCCCAGAGAGAGCACCCCCAAGAUGGGAACUCUGUCCUAAUGAAGGCCGGGUCGGCCACGUUGGAUGCAGGUGGGUUUCCAUAACCUGUGAGGUUGGCGGCUGGGACCACCGGGCCCAUGGUCUGUUCCCUAAGGCCACCGCAGGGCAGUGGCCUCUUUUCUGCAGCAGGGCAGGUGAGGAAGACGGUUGUGGGGCUCAGGAAGCACCCCCAUGGGCCAGUGCUGGAGAGCAGCUUGGUCUCUAGGUCCUGAGCCCCGGAGGAGGGAGGUUGACGGCUGGUGGGGAUUUUGUAUAUGGCAAUGGGGUAUGUCAAAACCUUAAUAAAUGUGAUUUUCCCAGUA